Messenger RNA from Colias croceus (clouded yellow), 1408 nucleotides. RefSeq names its product carbohydrate sulfotransferase 11. Gene Ontology annotation, cellular component: membrane. The transcript is spliced from 3 exons. Gene Ontology annotation, molecular function: sulfotransferase activity. Lineage: Eukaryota; Metazoa; Arthropoda; Insecta; Lepidoptera; Pieridae. Gene Ontology annotation, biological process: carbohydrate biosynthetic process. The record is from RefSeq and is a predicted model, not a curated record. The coding region runs from base 252 to 1391 and encodes 379 amino acids.
AUUUCUAUUAUAAACGUUUUAUAUGGAGUGACGUUUCUCAAGGCAGUGUUAUAAAAUCAUUAAUUUCGCUCAUGCUCCGUGCGUACGGAUGCUGCGUCUCGUCACUCAAUCCCAUAGUCAAGUAUAAAACUAUCUCACAAAGUGCGCGAAUUAUGCCAUCCUCUUAAACUCAACAACAUAAACUGUUUUAUCCGCUUUAAAUUUUAUUCUUCUUACUUAUAAUCCUUUUCGUUUACACAUGACGCGACAUAAUGAUAUAUACAGUGAAAAGGUUCCGCACGCGGAUAAAUACAAAGGUUUAUUAUUGCUUACGAUGUGGUGCAAAAACGGCGACGUUCUUAUUUUGGGCGACUCUAUACGUGGUAGUCAUGAAGAUGACGAUUCUGAAGGGCAAUGGGAACGCUCCAGCAAAAGAUUUGGCAUUAGAACCUGACAAUUAUACUAAGUGGCUGUUACAGGGACCAGUUAUAGGAGACGACGAAGCGGAUGUUGAUGGAUCUAGCAAUGAGUGGAAAGAACCAGAUAACGCAACUAUAAUUGAGUUUGAGAAUCGGUCUUUAAGGGUCCAAGAAGCUUGUCACCGAUAUUCACUACAAUCGCAACCCAUAAAUAAUAAAGAAUUUUUCGUAGACCACGCGCAUAACCUCGUGUGGUGCAAUAUAUUUAAAGCUGCCAGUUCAUCUUGGUUGUAUAAAUUUAAUAUUUUAGCGGGAUAUGAUAAGAAGUUCUUAUCUCGAAGCAGAUAUACGCCUCUAACAUUAGCGCGGCGAAAGUUUCCCAGGCCUAGUGAGGAAGAACUGCUUGAUGCGAUAAAUACACCGGGUGUGAUAUCGCUCUUAGUGGUGCGCGAACCAUUCGUGAGACUACUGUCUGCGUACAGGGAUAAAUUAGAAAAUAUUACACCUCCGUUUUAUAGGAAAUUGGCGAAAGCGAUUGUAGCGGAGCAUAGAGAUGCGGCGACCAAAAUAUUAGGGACAAUCAAGAGUUAUGGACCUACAUUUUAUGAGUUCGUUGCACAUCUAAUUUCGAAACAUAAAAGUAAAACUUUAAAUUUCGAUGAGCACUGGGCACCUUAUUAUAGUUUUUGUUCACCGUGCGCGGUCAACUUUACUGUUAUUUCUAAAGUGGAAACGUUGUCGAGAGACUCGGCGUAUGUUAUUCAACAGCUCGGGCUUGGCCACCUGUUGGGUCGCAGGGUACAAGAUCGAAGAACUCGUCUUCGCACUGUAAUGAAUAAAUCACGCGACGGCAAAAAUACUUCAGCGUUGUUAAAAUAUUAUUUCGGGCAAAUUGAUAAACAUAUGCUCGAUGAUUUGUUAAAAAUUUAUGGCAUCGACUUUGAUAUGUUCGGUUAUGAUUCAGAUGUUUAUUAUAGAUAUGUAAGAAAAUAAAUAUAAUUAAAUUAUUA